Molecule: messenger RNA, 2246 nt
Organism: Meriones unguiculatus (Mongolian gerbil)
Lineage: Eukaryota; Metazoa; Chordata; Mammalia; Rodentia; Muridae
Gene: Arl2bp
Product: ADP ribosylation factor like GTPase 2 binding protein
Exons: 8
Coding region: 518-973 (151 amino acids)
Biological process (GO): maintenance of protein location in nucleus; positive regulation of tyrosine phosphorylation of STAT protein
Cellular component (GO): mitochondrial intermembrane space
Source: RefSeq, a predicted model, not a curated record
UGCAGGAGCCGCGGGGGUCACCAUGGUGACGGGAGGCGGGGCUGCGGCGAACGGCUCGCCCUAACAGAUCGUGGCGGGGUGGCCCCGCGAGAGGCCGGCGGGCGCGGGCCCAGCCGGGAGCCGCAGGCCGGGCCUCGCACGAGCGCGGGCAGAGCGACCUCCUGCGGACCCUUGAUGCGGUUGAGGCGGCGCUGGCCAGAGCGGAGCCCCGCCCGGCGGCGGGCGCGGUAGGGGCCGCGGGGCCCGGGCCGGUGACUGCAGCGCCCUACGAUGGACGCCCUGGAGGAAGAGAGCUUCGCGCUGUCCUUCUCCUCCGCCUCUGAUGCAGAAUUUGAUGCAGUGGUUGGUUGUUUAGAAGACAUUAUUAUGGCUUCCCAAGUGCUAGGAUUGCAGUCACGAGCCACCAUACCCUCCUCUUUCCUUGCACUCUUGAUUCCUAUUUCUGGACCCUUUGGCAUCUGUCCAUUCUGCUGACUGACAAAGAGGCAGUAGUAAAUCCAAAGUUGAAGACAAAUAGAUGACGAGUUCCAGUUAUUGCAGAGAAACUUCAUGGACAAGUACUACCAGGAGUUUGAAGACACAGAAGAGAAUAAACUCACCUAUACCCCCAUUUUUAAUGAAUAUAGGUUCCAACACCAUCUUCUGGCCCCUGCACUCAUUGCCAUGUGUGCAGGCACACAAACACACACAGAUUUCUCUGGUAGAGAAGUACAUCGAAGAGCAGCUGCUGGAGCGCAUCCCAGGCUUCAACAUGGCAGCCUUCACGACAACACUGCAGCACCAUAAAGAUGAAGUGGCGGGUGACAUCUUUGACAUGCUGCUCACGUUCACGGAUUUUCUGGCUUUCAAGGAGAUGUUCCUGGACUAUAGAGCAGAGAAGGAAGGGCGAGGACUGGACUUAAGCAGCGGCUUGGUCGUGACUUCUCUGUGCAAGUCUUCUACGCCAGCUUCCCAGAACAGCCUUCGGCACUAGGCAUCGCCUGCAGACGGGGGAUGUGGUUGCUGAGGCCACCGGGCCAGCAGAUGCAUCUUACAAAGACCAACUGUGCCACGGCCCUUCAUUCAUGUGAAGUAUUGAUGAGGCCUGGAAAACAUGACUGGCCCUUGUCCAGGAACACCUUCUUGUAGUCAGUAGCCCUCGUGUUCACCACUCCCCUCCCCCAUGCAAAUGCCCCUCCCAGGUGCUUCUGAGGGACCCCCCCCCAUGUUGGCACCUCACCUGGGGGCCCUUCCUCAGCAACAUGGUAGUGUAGUGUGUCAACACCAUCAUGAGCCCUUCAUCCCAGCAGGCUUCACAUGAGUCUUCGUGUUCCCAUAACUGUUUUCACGCGGGUCAGUUUCAGUCCUGAGCUUCAACGGGGGGGGGGGGGGGGAGUGUUUAUCUGGGGAGUUACAGGCCAGCUACCUGUCCUGGUUUCUGAAUCUCCUAUGAUUGCAGCUUGAGAGUGGCUGUAGGAAUCAAUUGAGAGAGACGUUCUCUACCCCGCUCUUACAUGAGCAGUCCUUUCAACAGCGAAUUCUGCUGGUUUUGAUGUAUGUAGUCCCACUGUUCUUUAAGUCUCUAAGCAUUAUUUCAAGAAACAUAUUUUUAUAGAUGAAAACUCAGGCUAACCUAGUGAGUAUGAUCUUGGAAUGCCCAUGAUCAACCACUUAAAGAUCAAAGUAUUAUAUGCUGUGUGCUUUUUAGUUGUGAGUGCUGCGAGUGUAAACUUUCUGAUUAGUGCCCUUCUUCCUGGGCACCAGUACAAACAGGCUAUGUGCUAGAUAUAGGCUGCUCUGUCACAACAGCAUGCUAAGUGUGUUUGUGCAUGUUUGUCUGCCGUCCCACAGGACAGCAUGCUAGCUGUGCUUGUGCAUGCUCCUCUGCAGUCCUUUGUGUAGGCCAGUGAGCUGGCUUUCUGCUGGAGGGUCAGGACUCCGCAGGAGUCCCAAGUUGAAGCUCUCCUCAUCCCGCUCAGCCAGGGGGGAGGAGAGGGAGCAGUACAGUUUUCUGGUCAGCUGUCACCUUAGGUGGAUUGUCACCAACAAGAAAGCAUGUGUGUCACUUCUCAAGAAAGAAGAAAAUAGUUGAAUUCCUAAUGUACUUUUGACUUUAACUUUUAUAGUAAAAGUAAGAAUCUACACUGAUUUUUUCCAUGUGACCAUUCUGACUUUAAAGGAUCUAAGCUAAACUGUGUUUUCUGUAGCAACGUGUCACUUGGUACUUUUGUAAAAUGAGUAAAAUUUGAGGUGUUUGGCAAGAAUAA